CUGCAAGGAGCAUCGUUUUCUAGAUUUUCAUACAGUUGGUGCUCGAGGAUUACUUAACCAGGGUUCCUGGCAUUUGCAAGCAAUUAGUUCUCUACUUCUUUGAUUUCUUGGUAAGAAGAAAAAUGGACGGCCACAACUACCAAGACACACCAAUGCCACGUCGUCAUAGUAUGUGGGACGUCACACUCGCUCCAAAAUGGCGGCACAGGAAUCACUCGUUGGGUCUCGUCAACGUCUCCGGAUUUUCCCCAGGAUUAAGUCGGAUGAGUAUGAGCAGCAGCAGCCAGAGGACCCCUGCAACCCCGUGUUUCGUUAGUCCUCGAAUGGCCUUUUCUACGCAGUUCUCGUACGACUCUCCCAUACAGAUCCUGACCUCCAGCAGCCCUCGCGUCCUAACCCCUGCCGCGGUCUCCAAACUGAAAGGGCGGUGUUCACUGAAGCGGUUGUCCCGGCGCUGGAAGAUCGUCUUCAUCAUGUUCUUCACGGCUCUCGGCACGGGGCUCUUCGUCAGCAGGAAGAUGAGUGAAAUUUCAAGCCUGAACAACAAAAGUUCUUGUGAAAACGGUGGCCGCGGCUGUGAAACGGACCACCGCCAUCCAGGACUCGCCGAGAGAUUCAUGGAUGUAGUUUCCAUCGAGAAAGUCCACGAGCAUUUCCACACCCUAGCGAGAGGCCUGCACUUUGCUCGACACGGGGACCAGCGCAGAAGACUCUGAAGACCCAGAAAGAGAACAGGAACGUGAACAAGAGGAACUAGAUGAUGAACAGGCGUUGGGCGUUCCCGACAGGCACCCGAGAAGCCUCGGAGAACGGACCACGUACGGGACGAGAACUUCUGAAGGUGGACGAAAGGUGGUAGAAUCCGAGUACCAGGAGGACGGGGAAGUCGCUCCAGCCCCGGGCCAAAGGGCGUCGCACCUCGCACCCCCGCAGAGGCCGCAGGAGGUGAGCUACAGGCGAACGGGAAGUCCCCCAAAGAAAAUAGUAGCAGCCCAGAGCAGGGGCCAGGGAAAGCCAUCGCCUGCCUUUUCUCGACAGCAGAACCAACCGCAGCAGCAUAAACGGAACUCGCAGCAGAACCUUGGCCAGCGGAGGAGCGAGGGCCACCGAGGGCAAAAAGCUCCUCGAGACGGCCGCAGGUUCGUGCAGGCCAAGAGACCGGUCAGGACCCCGCCUGGUGUUAAUCCCAGAAGAUAUGAAAUGUGAUCGUCACUUCAGAAAACCCUUUGUGAAAUUUUAUGUAAGGUAAUCGAUAUUUUUUUUUAAUAUGAAGAACAUAGGUUGUGGAGACUACUGUAAUUUUUAAUAUCUCGAUAGGUGAUUUUUAUACAUUUUAAUAAGACGAUAUUUGGCUAAUAUAAUAAAGAAUUAAGGUAAAA
Penaeus monodon (black tiger shrimp) is the source of this 1379-nucleotide messenger RNA. Its product is annotated as transcription factor SPT20 homolog. NCBI's taxonomy places the organism in Eukaryota, Metazoa, Arthropoda, Malacostraca, Decapoda, Penaeidae. The record is from RefSeq and is a predicted model, not a curated record.